AUGACUACCGACUCGCUCAAGGAGAACCGACUCUUUAUCAAUGGCGAAUUCGUCCCUUCGUUCUCCGGCAAAACGUUUGAUAUAAUCAACCCCACGACUGAGAAGGUCAUAGCCGCCGUCCAGGAAGCCGAUGUUGGAGAUGUCGACCGUGCUGUGGAAGCGGCCAAAGCUGCCUUUCCAGCAUGGUCAGCUCUCUCAGCUCAGGCAAGAUGCGAUUAUUUGUCCAAACUGGCGGAUGAGAUUGAGAAAAAUGAGGAGCUAUUCAUUCAUGUAGAGGCUGUUACCAUGGGAAUGCCACCGUCCGGAAUGAAAUUUGUUUUAGCCACUUCAAAGCAAUACCUCAAGUACUUUGCCAGCCAUGCGAUGGAUAUUACUGGAGAGACAUCUCUCAAUACUCCUGGCUACCUCAACCUGUCCAUCCGUCAGCCGUACGGCGUGUGCGGAGGCAUCAUCCCUUGGAACGCUCCUUUGCUUAUGCUUGUCACCAAAAUUGGACCAGCCUUGGCAGCCGGAAAUACCAUGGUGCUCAAGUCGUCGGAGAAAUCCCCUUUCGCAUCUAUAAUCUUCGCUUCGUUGUGCCAGACAGUCGGUCUCCCUAAAGGUGUACUCAACAUCCUGAGUGGAUUCGGUCAACCUUGCGGUGAGGCUCUUGCCAAGCACAUGGAUAUUAGAAGGAUUUCAUUUACUGGAUCCGUCGCCACUGGUAGAGCCAUUCAGAAAGCUUCCAGUGAGUCCAAUUUGAAGGACAUCAGCUUGGAGCUUGGCGGUAAAAGUCCUUUGCUUGUGUUCGACGACGCACCUCUCGAGAAGGCAGUCAUGUCCGCUACCUUCUCCAUUCUGUACAAUUCAGGCCAGGUCUGCAUGGCUAGUACUAGGAUCUACGUACAGGAAGGCAUUGCCCCCAGGUUCAUUGAAGCUCUUAAACAAGCAAUGGCCGAAAUGGGCGUGCCGGGCGAUCCUACACUUGCCGAUACCAAGCGAGGGCCCCAAGUCGACAAACUGCAGUUCAGUCGGGUAUUGUCCUAUCUCGACCACGCAAAAGAGCAGGGCUUCGAGAUCAUCCUUGGCGGAAAUAAGGCUCGUGACAAGGGCUACUUUGUGGAUGCGACUAUUGUUCGGAAUGUACCGGAAGACGAUAAGUUGGUCAGGGAGGAAAUCUUUGGUCCUUUGCUUGUGGUCAACACCUUUACAGGCGAGGAGGAGGUCUUGAAGAGGGCCAAUGAUACCGAGUUUGGUUUGUACUCGAGUGUUUUUACAAGCGAUAUUUCACGAGCUGUGAGAGUUGCCAAAGCGCUGGAAGCUGGUGCAGUUGGAGUUAACUGUACAAGUCCCUUCAUGGUUGUUGAUCUGCCGAUGGGUGGAUGGAAGCAAAGUGGUGCGGGAGGAAGGGAGUUUAGCAAGGCCUGCUUGGACACAUGGACUCAGCUGAAGAGCGUAUUUAUUUCUUUGUAG
Molecule: messenger RNA, 1452 nt
Organism: Penicillium canescens
Lineage: Eukaryota; Fungi; Ascomycota; Eurotiomycetes; Eurotiales; Aspergillaceae
Product: aldehyde dehydrogenase
Exons: 2
Coding region: 1-1452 (483 amino acids)
Molecular function (GO): aldehyde dehydrogenase (NAD+) activity
Source: RefSeq, a predicted model, not a curated record